UAAGUUUACAAAUUCAAGGAAUUGCAGUUUGAUGGCGUUGUCGGGAAGUUUCAAAGAAUGGAGAAAAACUAACCCGCGGGGGACCAUAAAGGCGAAAUUGAUGACAAAUUGAUGCAUCCAAAAUACAUUCAAGGAUUCAAUUAACAUGUUUACAAUGUUGGAAUGACGAGUAUAAAGAAUUUUGAUGACGGGGUUUGAAUGUAGUUGAAGAAGAAGCUGAGGUUGCAUAUUUUGGAUUCGCGUUUCCAGUGGAAAUCGGGACGGAGGAAAAAUGUGGCAGACAGAUACAGAAGGAACGAUGUGAGCUGAGAAGAGUAGUGACUUUUAUCACGUGUAAUAAUGUUUCAAUCACUUUUGGUUUUGUGCAUUGUCUUUUUUUUAACGUUUCUUUUUCAAGAGCGGGGUCGGACGGAGGAAAACGUUUUGUUUAUUCCAGAAUGGGCAUGGACUUUUAUCGAAAUGUCAGCUGUAGCUUGCCGUUAGUUUUCUGGUAACCUAUUUGAAUACAUAAAGUCAUUAAAGAAGAUACAUUGUAGCCGACCCCUUUUCCCAAGAAUGUCGGAUUUUGAGAGAGAUGCAGUGAGCCAUUAUUGGACGCAACAAUGUGACCAACUUCAAUGAGGCCUUAUUGUAUUUUUAUUGCAACAAUUGCCAUAAUCGGUAUCCUUGUGGAUUGCAACCUAAAUUCAUUUUCAUUGUAUUUUGCAGUGAAAUAAAUCAAUAAUAUGUUGACAUCGGUUAGAGUUAUUAAGACAAAUAAUAUCAAUAUCUAUUUGAUGGCUUUUUUCCGUUGUUGGUAAAGAUUUUGAUCGUGUUUCCACUCGUACUGUGCAGCUCACCCAGGAGGACUGCAGUUCGGUGGAUGAAAGAUUGGAGACCCUUUCUACUGGGAGUCUGGCACGGGACAACGACUCGAAUCACCGGACCAGUCCGGGGACAGGCUGCUCGCCCUAAAUGACACCCCUUGCACUCAGAAGAUCCUGAUUUUUGAGGAUUUAACCCAAUAACCCUGGAAUCUAAUCUGAUAUACAUUUUUUUGUGAGAUAACCCGCAUCGUAUCCUGUGUAGGCUAUGCUAUGCCUGUGUAAACUGUGACCAGGCAGGUAUGCAGUUGAACCGGCCGAAGAGCGCUUUAGUGACGAGCUUCAGCCCACGGAUGGCCCCGGAGACCGCAGCCAAUAGGACUACCAGUACGGUUUCCUUCUCCAGCCAGUUCAAAACAAUCCGCUUCUCCUACCACAUCAGCAGCGGCAUGCCAAGUCCACAACCACCGCUGCGCGGGAUACGCCCGUCCUCUUCCAGUCCUCGGCUGAUGACUAAGAGCCUGUCUCUGGAUCCUGGUGCUCACGGUGCUUGCCUCGGGGCCCAUGCCGAUGACUCAGACACCCAGACUCCUCGCCUCAGCUCAGACCCCGGAUCCCUGACCUCUGGGUCCCUUGGUCUGCACCCAUCCACGCCCCUGCUGCACCCAGCUGGACACGGCUGUAACGGAGGAGACAAUGAGAGUGGAACUCCUCAAGAAGUGCCCUCCACCGCCCUCAAGAGACGCCCUCCCUUACCUGGGCCUAAACCACAAGUGCCCCCAAAGCCUCCUCACCUGCAGCAGAGUGCUGGUGCUCCUAGGCCCUGCCCCCGCGCCCCGGACAAGCCCCUCCCACCUCCUCCACCCUGCAGACCUCUUCCUGCAGACCCCAGAGGGGGAGGACCCUGCCGACCGCCGACACUCCCCCGUGCCGAGGGAAGCUCCUCCCCCACCGCCUGUGUGCUCUCCCUCAUUGAGAAGUUUGAGAGGGAGCAGAUCAUUGUGGUGCCUGAUAUCAUGGGAGGGGGUCUCUUUACCCCCAGGGUCCCGGAGACAGGACCAGUUGGGAGUCCCUUCUCUCCCCCAGUCUCAGAGCUCACUCUGGGCUGUCUCCACGUGGCCUGCCCCCCUGGUUCCUCUCAAGAGCUGGAUGACCUACCUCAGGGGCUGGCUGUGUUGGCUGGCAUGGUGCUGGGAGAGAAAGCAGCGGAGACAGACAACAUGGAGGAGGGUAAUGAUAAAGAACUAGGAGCGUUGUGCUCUGCCUCUGACAAGCGCCUGUCCAUGGAGUCCGGUUAUAGCGCCUCAGAGAAACUCACAGACGCCGUGGAGAUAAGGGGGCAGGCGGAGUCAGAAAGACAAUCAGGGAUCCCCUCUGACAACUUGUCCCUCCUCCAGCCGCAAGUGGACGGCAAACUGGCCAAUCGAGACUCUGGCAUCGACAGCAUCAGCUCUCCGUCCCACAGUGAGGAGCUGUGUUUCGCCGGCGACGAGGACCGGGUCAUCUUCCCCUGUAGUCCCGCCCUCACGCUGCCACGCCUCUCUAGCUCCUCCUCCUGCAGCUAUGCGGAGGGUCCGGGGGGAGAGGGGGCGUCGGCUGAGGGAGGGGAGCGGGGAUGA
Molecule: messenger RNA, 2422 nt
Organism: Salvelinus namaycush (lake trout)
Lineage: Eukaryota; Metazoa; Chordata; Actinopteri; Salmoniformes; Salmonidae
Product: FYVE, RhoGEF and PH domain-containing protein 1-like
Exons: 5
Coding region: 1106-2422 (438 amino acids)
Source: RefSeq, a predicted model, not a curated record